GGGCCAUACCGCGCUCCGCCGCCCUAUUAAUAUCGGCGGCCGCCGCAGCCAGAGGGCAGAGUUGCGGGGAACUAUGCAGGGCAACGGCGAGAAGACCCCGGCGGGGAACAGCCAUGAGCACCGUCUCGGCGGGAGGGGGGCGGCCGACGGCGAGCAGCAGGCUGCCGCCGUGCCCAUGCUCCCCGCCCUGGAGGUGGCUGAGGAGCCGGACAAAGCAGCCCCGAGCGGCAAAGACCCCAACACCUAUAAAGUGCUCUCCCUGGUACUCUGUGUCUGCAUGUUGACCACAAUCCUAGGAUGUAUAUUUGGCCUGAAGCCUAGCUGCUCAAAAGAUGUGAAAACCUGCAAAGGUCGUUGCUUUGAAAGGACAUUUGGAAGCUGUCGUUGUGACAGAGAUUGUGUCAAGCUUGGAAACUGCUGCUUGGAUUACCAGGAAACGUGUAUGCAACCAGCCCACAUAUGGACCUGCAAUAAAUUCAGGUGUGGAGAGAAGAGGAGACCAGAAUAUCAUUGUGCCUGUUCAGAUGAUUGUGUGGAAAAUAAAGAUUGCUGUGUCAAUUAUCACACUGUCUGUAAAGGAGAGGCAAGCUGGGUUGAAGAAGAGUGUGAGGACAUUACUGAACCUCAGUGUCCAAAAGGAUUUACCAAAUCCCCAGUGUUACUGUUUUCAUUGGAUGGCUUCAGAGCAGAAUAUUUGCAGACUUGGGGUGGACUUCUACCUGUUAUUAGCAAAUUACAAAAAUGUGGAACGUAUACUUCUAAUAUGAGACCAGUGUAUCCAUCAAAAACAUUUCCCAAUCAUUACUCCAUCGUCACAGGACUGUAUCCUGAAUCUCAUGGUAUAAUUGAUAACAAGAUAUAUGACCCCAAAAGAAAUGCAUCUUUCACCCUUAAAAAUGAAGAAAAGUUUAAUCCACAGUGGUACCAAGGACAGCCUAUUUGGCUAACAGCUGUGUAUCAAGGUCUAAAAGCGGGUACAUUCUUCUGGCCUGGGUCAGAUGUAGCAGUUAACGGAACCUUUCCAAACCUGUUUGAAAAAUACAAUAGCUCAAUUCCAUUUGAAGAAAGGGUGGUAACUGUUCUUCGCUGGCUGCAGUUACCUGAAAAUGAAAGACCACACUUUUACACUCUGUAUUUAGAAGAACCAGAUUCCUCGGGCCAUAAAUUUGGACCAGUAAGCAGUGGAGUCAUUUUGGCAUUACAGAGAGUGGACAGCAUAGUUGGGAUGCUGAUGGAUGGUCUCAAACAACUGAACUUGCAUAAGUGCCUGAACAUUAUUUUUAUAUCAGAUCAUGGGAUGGAAGCAGGGAGCUGUAGAAAAACUGCAUAUCUGAACACCUAUCUGGACAGUGUUCAAGAUUUCCUGAUAGUACCUGGCCCUGCAGCUCGCUUAAGACCUAAUAAUGUUCCAGAUGAGUAUUUCUCUUUUAAUUAUGAAGGCAUUGUCAGAAACCUCACGUGCAUAGACCCAAAUCAGCCUUUCAAAGCAUAUAUGAAGCAGCUUCUCCCGAAACGUUUCCAUUUUGCCAAUAAUGACCGAAUUGAACCGGUACAUUUUUAUUUAAACUCCCAGUGGCAACUUGCUAGGAAACCACAUGAAAUUAAGUAUUGCAAAGGUGGAUUCCAUGGCUCAGACAAUCGCUUCCCCAGUAUGCAGGCUAUAUUUAUUGGCUUUGGACCGGGAUUCAAGUUUCAUACUCGAGUAGAUCCAUUUGAAAAUAUUGAAGUCUAUAAUUUGAUGUGUGAUCUGCUUGAUUUGAAACCAGCCCCAAACAAUGGAACUCAUGGACGCCUAAACCAUCUUUUAAGGAACCCUGUUUACACCCCCCACCAUCCCAAAGAAAUAAGCCUUCCUUCUCAAUGCUCAGCUGUGGGACAAAGAACCUUUUCAGUGAGCCUUGGCUGCUCCUGUAAGACCGCUGGCUUACCAGUGAGGGAUUUUCAUCAGCGUUUAAAUCUCAGUGCCACAGAAGAUAAGAUAGAGAAACGUACUUUGCCUUAUGGACGGCCCAGGGUUCUGCAGAAGAAACAUAAUUACUGCCUCCUUUACCAUUACCAUUAUGUGAGCGGAUACAGCAAGGAUUACAAGAUGUCUCUGUGGAGUGCAUACACUGUUAACAGAGAUGACAAAUGGGUUUCUGCUACAGAAGAUAUCUCCAGCUGCUUACACAAGGAUGUUCGAAUUCCUUUUAAUCAUAACCAGACAUGUUUGUUUUACAACAAUCAUCCUCUGCUAACCUACGGAUUCCUUUCUCCUCCAAAUUUGUUGACAGAUGCAAAGAAACCUCACUAUGAUGCCUUACUUACCAGCAACAUUGUGCCAAUGUAUCCUGCAUUUAAAGUGUUAUGGAACUACUUCCAUCAAACCCUGCUGCCUGAAUAUGCUGCAUCCAGAAAUGGUGUCAAUGUAGUCAGUGGUCCUGUGUUUGAUUAUGACUAUGAUGGGCUCUAUGAUACCCUGGAAAAGGUGAAAAGGCACCCUGGUAAUUCGGAAGUUCCAGUACCAACUCACUUCUUCAUUGUUCUGACUAGUUGUAAAAAUACUUCUCAAACUCCUUUGGAGUGUGAAGAGUCUUUAGAUACCUUGCCUUUCAUUGUACCUCACAGAGAAGAUAACAGUGAAAGCUGCACAGAUGGCAAGUCUGAGUCCAUGUGGGUUGAAGAGAGAAUGAAGUUCCAUACAGCCCGGGUCAGAGAUAUAGAAUUACUUACUGGACUCAGCUUCUAUCAAGACAGAAAACGGCCAGUAUCUGAGAUUUUACAGUUAAAAACAUAUUUACCAACUUCUGAAACAGUCUGAUUUUUCCUAUAGAAUGAUGUUGUCUAUUUCAAAACUGAUCUAUAAAUAGACUGUUUUAAUUAAUACAAACUUUUUUUAAAAUAAGCUGGAACAUUUAUUGAGAACUCUUGACCAAAAUGCCAGUAGGGAGAAGAGUGGGUAUCUCAUUUGCAUCUCAGGGACUCCUGAUGGACUAUGUACAAUACAGGAUGACAGCUCCUGUCAUUCCCACUUGAAUGUGGUAGAACCAUGUCCAUUAUUAAAUGCUACCAGCAUUUGAACAUGAUAGUUUGAGACACUGAGGGGAAUAUCUUUUACAUGCACUGAAGAGGGAGAAGUUUAUAAAUCAUGUAUUAUGAUCAAUAUUCUACUUUAAAAAUAGAGGUAAUUGGCAAAUAUCUUACAGUUCUAGGAAAUAAUUACAGUGUCAGUGACUGGUGUAUCUGGGUGAAACAGGAAUUACAUUCUAAGCUUUGGGUAUCUUAAAAUAAUGCAGCGAUAUAUUGAGGUUAGCAAUAAGAUUGAUUCAUGAACCUUCCCCAGCAUGGGAUAGACUUCUAGCUGAACAGGCUGUUCUGUUAACUAGGAAGUACUAGGAUUUUGCUGUCCUCUAGUGGCUGCAGCACUGAAUGAGAAGUUGAUGGACAUUUUGCCUAUAUGUGCAUCAUCAGAAUGAGUAGGAAUAUGAUGCAUCAAAUCACCAGGAAAAUAAUUAGAAAUUAAUUCAGGAAAAUCUCUGAGCUCUGAGAAAUAGUUAUCUUCAAAUUAAACUUAGAUUUGAUUAAGAGAUUUUGCCUUCUUGAAGGAAAGAUAUCUUUUUAGGCUUGGUUCAUGAUUUUGUCAUUUGUGGUUUUGAUAUCCCAUUUUUGUCAAGAAAAGAUAUUUUUGCAUUAAGAUUGUUGCCUUAGUUAGAAUGAUAGGAUGACCUUCUGUAGUGGCAAAGGUUUUACUCCUCAUCACUACAGUAAAUACCCAGAGGCCAUUCAGUUGUCCAUUGGCAGCAAAUGAUCCUAGCUGUGUUUUUAGCUGUUCCUUUAGUGCUAUAUCAUCCAAAUUCCAGCUUACGUAAGUUACCUUUCUACAGGUAUGCAGACACUGCCAGAUGCAAAUCCAGAAAAAGCAUGUAAUGAGCUUUCUGGGAAGCUGUCAGGCCACACAAACAGCUGCUAGAGGCACUCAGGUGUAUAGGAACUCCCUUCUUUUCCAGUACACAUAUUAUCACCUUUGCAAUUCACCCACUCUCUCUAAAGCUGAUGAGCCAAGAUUGGCUCUGUUAUGUAUAGAGUUUGGCAUAAGCAAUUAUACAUUUCUAUUUUGCUCAUUUAAAAAAAGAAAAUACAUCAUUCACAAGUAUUUUAGCAGAAUGAAGAGCCUGUGUCUGAGCACUAAGCCAGUAUAUCUAUCUUAGAGCUUAGUCAGGCAAUGUUGGUUGGAUUCAAAGCCCGCUGAUGUCAAUGGAAGUUUUUCUGUUAAUGUCGAUUUGAGUGAGCUGAGAUCCUGGGACCAUUUUCUCUUUUUAACCAAAUGUAUUUUUCUUGAUCUUCUGUUACAAGCAUGAUCUUUUUUUUCCUAAAGUAGUUUCACUGUGUGAAAUUUAAAUGUGUUAUAGCAACCUCACAUUUUGACAUGACUGUGACAGCAUUAUUCAGUGUAACUGCUUUGUGCCAUUGGCUUUGACUAAUAAAAACAUCAGGAGAUGUA
Messenger RNA from Dromaius novaehollandiae (emu), 4480 nucleotides. It is a transcript of the gene ENPP1, whose product is annotated as ectonucleotide pyrophosphatase/phosphodiesterase 1. Gene Ontology annotation, cellular component: cell surface. The coding region runs from base 74 to 2800 and encodes 908 amino acids. The transcript has 25 exons. The record is from RefSeq and is a predicted model, not a curated record. Gene Ontology annotation, molecular function: phosphodiesterase I activity; nucleic acid binding; dinucleotide phosphatase activity. NCBI's taxonomy places the organism in Eukaryota, Metazoa, Chordata, Aves, Casuariiformes, Dromaiidae. Gene Ontology annotation, biological process: nucleoside triphosphate catabolic process; negative regulation of fat cell differentiation; ATP metabolic process.